AUGAGCGGGGCAGAGGAGGAGAGAUCCGGCGCCGCCGCCACGGAAGCGGGAGGGGAGGAGGAGAGACGGGAGAGGAGCGUCGGCCUCAUGGCCGGCCUCGUGGACAAGGCCAAGGGCUUCGUGGUGGAGAAGGUGACGCAGAUCCCCAAGCCCGAGGCGGCGCUGGAUCGCGUCUCCUUCCGGAGCAUCAGCCGCGAGGGCGUCGAGCUGCACAGCCACGUCGACAUCAGCAACCCCUACUCGCACCGCAUCCCCAUAUGCGAGAUCACCUACACCUUCAAGAGCGCCGGCAAGGUGAUAGCGUCGGGCACGAUGGCCGACCCCGGGUGGAUCGCGGCGAGCGGCAGCACCAAGCUGGAGCUGCCGGUGAAGGUGCCGUACGACUUCAUCGUGACGCUGAUGAAGGAUCUGGGAGGGGACUGGGACAUCGACUACCUGCUGGAGGUGGGGCUCACCAUCGACCUCCCCGUCAUCGGCGCCUUCACUAUCCCGCUCACCACCGAGGGCGAGAUCAAGCUCCCCACCUUCCGGGACUUAUUGUUCUAA
Miscanthus lutarioriparius is the source of this 546-nucleotide messenger RNA. The record is from the annotation of a GenBank genome assembly. NCBI's taxonomy places the organism in Eukaryota, Viridiplantae, Streptophyta, Magnoliopsida, Poales, Poaceae.